UGGAGUUACUAUUGAUAUUUCUAUUGAUAUUUCUUUUUGAGAUAGAAUCUUGAUAGUGAGCUUUAUCUUGAAAAAUUUUAAUAUCUGAAAAGGAAAAGAAAUGGCUGAAUCUGCUGUGAAAAUCUUGAUAAUGAGCAUAGAAUUCAUGCUUAACCACCCAGGAUAUGUGAUUGGAGGAGUUCGUCAUGAGAUCUCGAAGGUGAAACUUGAACUAGAGAGUAUAGGGUCAUUCAUAAAAGAUGCUGAGAAGUGCAAAAGCCAGAAUGAAGGGGUGACUGUUUGGGUGGUACAGGUGAGGGACGUAGCGUUUGAAGCUGAAGAUGUAAUCGAUGAGUUCUCGUAUCAUGUGGAUAGCAUGAAAAAGGGAGGUUUUGGUGGGCGUUUGGCCGGUGUUUUUUACUUUCCAAAGGUAAUAUGGUUGAGGUACAAAACCGCCCUGGAGUUGAAGAGAAUCAGAGGUGAGAUUAAAGACAUUGCGAAACGAAGCAAGAGGUAUGAUCUAAGUCACAUGGAAGCAUCCUCAACCGUUGGAUCAAAUUCACAUAAUUCUUCUAGUUGUGUGCAAAAUAUUGGAGAAUCUUCGCUCUUCAUUAAGAACGAUGAAAUUGUUGGGAUCGAUCAUGUGAGAGACUCGUUGCUGUCACGUUUGGAAGGACAAGAGGCACACCGUAUUGUCAUUUCUGUUGUGGGCAUGGGUGGUUCAGGUAAAUCAACUUUAGUCGCGAAAGCGUAUACUAGCCUGACCGUGAGACAGAAGUUCGACUGUUGUGCUUGGGUUUCCGUCCCACAGAACAGCACGAUCGAGGACUUGCUCAAAAAGCUGAUCUCGGAGUUUUUGGAUGGAGAGGAAAAUAUGAUCCCGAAAAAUUUUAUGUCAAUGGACUACAGGCAGUUGGUGGAGAUUCUUGUAAAGUUCUUGGAUAAAAAGAGAUAUGUUGUUGUAUUUGAUGAUGUAUGGAACAAUAAUUUCUGGAGACAAAUAGGUGUUGCUCUUCCGGAUGAUGAAAACCGGAGUAGGAUCAUAAUAACAACGCGAAAUGAAGAUAUUGCAGCAUUCCCUUAUGGUCCUGGUGGUACACAUGUUUUUCGUUCGGAGCCAUUAGCUGAUGACUACGCGUGGACGCUAUUUUGCAACAAGGCGUUUUCGAGUCAGCCUAAUUGUCAGUGUCCUCCUGAACUGGAGAAAAUAGGUAGGGCAUUGGUGAAAACAUGUGAAGGUCUACCUUUAGCAAUUGUUGCACUUGGAGGACUAAUGGGGUCGAAAGAUCGAUCGGAAUUGAAAUGGAGGGAAGUUCAUGACAGCUUAAGUUGGCAUAUCAGCAACAAUAAGUUACUAGAUGAGGUUAAAAAUGUUAUGUUGAUGAGUUUCAAUGAUUUGCCUUAUUAUCUUAAGAACUGUUUCUUGUAUUGUUGUCGAUUUCCGAUGGGAGAAUGGAUAGGAGCAGGGAGGCUCAUUAGAAUGUGGAUGGCUGAAGGUUUUCUUGAAGAAAAUCGCAGCCUGAAUCCGGAGGAAGUUGGUAAAAUCUAUCUCAAGGAGCUGAUUUCGAGGAACUUAUUCCAAGUUGUAAAGCAUCAGAGUUUCAUAAGGCCGAAGCUUUGCAAGUUGCACGAUCUGAUGUGGGAGCUAGCUCGUUCGAUCUCAGAGAGGGAGAAUUUCUUGUCUAUAUAUAGUGAAGAGGAACUAGAGAAAGAGGAGAUAAGAGCACGUAGAUUGUCCGUGCACAAUGUUGAUGGAGGGCUUAAGAUGAGUGUUGAUCUAACACGCGUUCGAUCUUUCUCUAUGUUCAGUUUCAAAAAGGAAUCCAAGUUUUUGUUGGAUGAUCUUUUACCGCGGUUUAGACUGCUGAGAAUGUUGGAGUUGGACGACGCUAAGGUUGAUUCUUUACCUUACGAACUUGGUAAAUUGUUCAAUUUGAGGUACUUAAGUCUGAGUGGUACCGGAAUAAAAGAGCUGCCAGCGUCUGUGAAUCGACUGAGGAACCUACAGACUCUAGAUAUUAGACGAACAGAAGUGAAUGUACUCCCGGAAGGAAUCACCGAGCUGCAUAAUCUGCGACAUCUACUGGCCUAUGGCAAAGAGAUAGGAGCGGAACAUUUUGAAUAUGUGAGAGGGGUGCAAGUUCUCGGCAAACUGUGGAAACUGAAGAACUUACAAGUACUUAAUCGCGUAGAGGCAAACGCAGAUAUAGCACGUAAGAUCAGGAAAAUGACCAAGCUUAGAAGGAUUGAGCUCACAAAUGUCAAAGAAGAAUACAUGAAGAAUAUAUGUUCGUCUAUCGACAAACUUAAAUUCCUUCACCAUCUACUUGUGAUGACAGUGGAUGCAACUGCAAUUCUUAAACUAGACGAUCUCUCGGAGACUCCACUCAUUCUCAGGAAGGUUACUUUAGUCGGAAAAAUGUGCAAAGUGCCUCGUUGGUUUUCCUCAAUGCUCAACGUUAUGCAUUUGCAUUUGCAUUGGAGCCAAUUGCCUGAAGAUCAGGAUCCUAUCCGCUGCAUCAGUGAGCUUCCGAGUUUGGAGCAUCUCGUGUUGGUUAAUGCCUACACCAGCAAGAAACAGCUGAUCUUCGAAUCAGGAUUCCAAAAGCUCGAGGACCUACACAUUUCGUGCUUACCAGAGUUGGAGGAAAUAGUAUUCCUGGAAGGCGUUAUGCCAAAACUCGUGCGCUUGCAUAUAUACAAUUGUCCUCAACUGAAGGAGGUUCCUCAAGGACUUGAAUAUCUUACCAAUUUGAAACAGAUGAAUCUGAAAGCCGCUUCAUCAGAACUCGUAGACAGUAUACGCGGCAAAGGAAGCAGCAUUCGUUCAAAGGUUGGACGGAUCCCAUCCAUCAAAAAUUACUAUGAGACCGAUGGUAUUCAUGUGUACGCCAGACUGUCCUAACACUCUGUGUUCAACAGAUACGCCAUUUUCUUCUCGAAUACUUAUACUUAGGUGCUCCAUUUUAUUUUCCCAUUGAGGCCGAACCUAAACAUGUGCUCGAAGAUAGCUGUACACACACUGAUAAGGGAUGUAUGGAUUCUCGAAAACAGGAGAUUACUCAUUUAAGCACACUUUCACCUACUCUAUCGAAUUGACAGCAACGAUUCACUGUGUGCACGCGUGCCACAACGCGUUUUCUCAUGUUUUUUCCGCAAUUUGAAGUUCACAAUCACCAAAACAAUCAAGGCAUAUAAUCAAGUUGUAACCUUUGCACACAUCUACAAGAUUGGCGAUUGGCACAGAACGUUGCAACAAGUCUUCAACAUCUCUUAUGGUGAACGCGGUGUGAUUUACGCUAGGUGCAGUAGUGCUUGUUGGGAUCGGCCAUAUGAAUCCUCACCAUCCAUAUCUUUUUCCUCUUUGCAUUUAUAUGUAACCAUACUAGUGUGAGUUGUAUUAUGAACAAUUUGUUGUAUAUUAAUGAUGAAUCAUUUGUUGCUGCCAUUUUUCAGCAAGCCUCUGUCAGGGAUCGGCAGCAAGUUCAUCUGAA
Messenger RNA from Capsicum annuum, 3473 nucleotides. RefSeq names its product disease resistance protein RPM1. Lineage: Eukaryota; Viridiplantae; Streptophyta; Magnoliopsida; Solanales; Solanaceae. Gene Ontology annotation, molecular function: ADP binding. The transcript is spliced from 2 exons. The coding region runs from base 101 to 2884 and encodes 927 amino acids. The record is from RefSeq and is a predicted model, not a curated record. Gene Ontology annotation, biological process: defense response to other organism.